CAAAAGGUAGGUUUGGAUCUGAAAGCCCAAUAAUAGCUAAAUGGACCGGUAGAUAAGCCUUGUAUUAAAUUGAAUUCUGUGACUGCCGCAAAACGGUAGCUGAAUCGUGUCGUUUUUGAGCUGCUUCGCUCUGGUCUUCUGGGUCAACAAGAGAUGGAAACAGAAUCAUGUGAGGCAGUGCUUCCUAGAUCUCAGGCGAAUGCCACAUUUCGUCUUGGCACAGAAUCAUACUCUGUUCAGGCAACUAAUGGUUCUUCAUUAUCAGAGCAACUAGUUAACUUGAAAGAACAAAGCAUGGCUGUAUUGAAGGAUUUCAUAACAAAGCAUAAUGUUCCUCAAGAUGUUCCCGACGAGUCGCUAGAAGCUUCUUCUUCAGAUGAUGAUGAUGCUAAGAAGCCUCAACUGAAGUAAUCUUGGAACCGAUGUUUUUAAAAACCGAAGUGUACAUUGAAUUGGCGAGACGUAUGGAUCAUGAUUGAACUGCUUUAAACUGCUCAAAUUGAAACCAAACACUCCAAUCAACUGUUGAACUUUCCAAUUCAAUUUGAUUUGUAAAACAUUUGUUGGAACUUUUUUUGUACUGGGAUACAUGACUGUGUAAUUCAUGCACUGUUAACAACUAAAGCAUUAUGCCUUAGGAGGUGGUUCUUAUACUACAACAGUGGACUGCAUCUUAACAAAUGAAAAUGUUUUGUAGUGAACUUAACUAC
Molecule: messenger RNA, 710 nt
Organism: Trifolium pratense (red clover)
Lineage: Eukaryota; Viridiplantae; Streptophyta; Magnoliopsida; Fabales; Fabaceae
Exons: 3
Coding region: 154-411 (85 amino acids)
Source: RefSeq, a predicted model, not a curated record